Aspergillus versicolor CBS 583.65 is the source of this 805-nucleotide messenger RNA. RefSeq lists its product as uncharacterized. The transcript has a single exon. Lineage: Eukaryota; Fungi; Ascomycota; Eurotiomycetes; Eurotiales; Aspergillaceae. The coding region runs from base 208 to 612 and encodes 134 amino acids. The record is from RefSeq and is a predicted model, not a curated record.
AAACUGGUCCCCGCCGCGCCAGGGCUGCUGUUGGAGGACUCAUACGUUCCAGCUCAAAUGUGCAAGUGAUACUUGUAUAUGGUGUGACCACUGACCACGCUUCACCCCUGCAUACUUCGGGUUGGGGCUUGCCCGUCCCGGGCUAGAUGACGCGUUGGCUAUGUGAAUCCCGACAGUGUUGCGAGACAUCUGUCUAAAUAUUUGAGAAUGCUGCCUUGCCUCUCCUUCAUUCUCCGUGUCAUCCAGACACUGACAAGAUGGAAUGGUUUAAUUCCAGCGGUGUUGCAUACCUGCGGCCACGAUAUCAUUCACGGCUGCUGCGCAAGUCAACCGCAGUUGCCCGCAGUCGAUUCGUGGGAUGGUGUCUUUCCACCGGGUCUGCUCGAGAGCUCAAAGGCAAGAUGUUUCAUCUCAUGGCUACAUGCCAGUUUAUUCGAGAAGGCCCGGCGGGCAGUUGUGGCAAUGCUGGGAAUAGGCUGUAACAGACGAUCAUUAAGAAAGUAUGUGUGUUUGCAAGAGCAUACGCCGACUAGACAUAUAGGCGGGAUAGUCACGAUUAGGUUAUUAGCUUUGAUAAGCUUCACGCCGGUUGCAGUGCGGACCAGGAUAUGAUGCUGCUUGGAACCGAUAACUUCUCGCUGCAUGCCUAUGACUGCUAUUUAGUAGGGCAUCCUCUUUAAGCUCCGCCUGUACCGCCGCGUACAGCUCUCUAUUAUUAUGAUUUACAGUUGUCAAGAACCCGCCCUAUAUACUACUGAGUACACCCAGACUAGAGUAUUUUAUGAUAUAUACUAUAGGAUAGUCC